Boeremia exigua is the source of this 847-nucleotide messenger RNA. RefSeq lists its product as uncharacterized. NCBI's taxonomy places the organism in Eukaryota, Fungi, Ascomycota, Dothideomycetes, Pleosporales, Didymellaceae. The coding region runs from base 110 to 556 and encodes 148 amino acids. The transcript is spliced from 2 exons. The record is from RefSeq and is a predicted model, not a curated record.
UCGGAGAGUUCAAGUUAAUUCCUCCGCCAGUCGAGAAAGUGUCAACAACCCCGCCAUGCCGCUACCCCUCAUCCAGCACAGCUGACACCGCAACACAUCCCCGGUCACAAUGCCGCAAGAACUCCUCAUCGACGUCCGCUCGCCCCUCGAAUUCUCCACUGGCCCUCUCGUCUCGGAUAUCGCACCCACGGUGAACAUCGAGUACACGUCGAUCGACUCGCUCGCCGACAUCUACGCCGCGCAAAAUACCACCGUUGCGAAAAACGACCAAAUCACGCUGUACUGCCGCAGCGGGCGGCGCAGCGCCAUCGCACGGAAGAGACUGCUCGAGCUGGGGUUCACGAAUGUCAGGGAUAUUGGUGGUUUCGAGGACGCGAGGCGCGUGUUGGAUCGCGAGACGGUGGGAAGGCAGCUGGAGGGGUUGGUCGGGGAGGAAGGGGUGGUGAACGCGGAGGCAGUGGGAAAGGGGGGUGAAGUGAAAGGUAAUGGGAGGGAGGGUGCGAGGCAAAAGGCGUUGGAUGAAUUACUUAGGGGGUUGCAGGAUUGUGAGAGGUGAGGUGUGGGUGGAGUGAGGUUUGACCUGCGUAGAGAGUUGUGGGUUGUCAGGAAUCGGAGUUGAAGCUGGAGCUGGAGUGGCAAGAACCCACGCAGGAUAUGCACGGUAAAGGAAGUCACGAAAGUGCGAAGGGAUACAAAGGCAAAUGCUCGCAAUGGUAGAUGAAUAUGCAGUGUUCGAAAACUACACAUGUACCGGUCUGAGGCUUAGUUGUGGUGGGGACCGUUGGCUUGCUUCUGGUUCUGCUGCUGGCCCUGCUUCUGGCCUUGCUGCUGCUGCUGCUGCUGCUGC